CUGUAACACCAAGCGAUCUUAAAGGAAAAAUUAUAAGAAGUGAUGGUGUUAUAAUUUUUGAAAAAGUUCCAAUUAUUACUCCUAAUUAUGAUGUUUUGGUGAAAGAAUUAUCAUUCAAAGUUCAGACUGGAAUGAAUUGUUUAAUAUCUGGGCCUAAUGGAUGUGUACUAACCGUACCAACUUUCCUUCAACCUGUUAUUCAAUCAUGGGUUGCUUGGCUCUCGUUUACAUUUAUUGCAAUUCCGGUUUCUACCUUUUUCUUGAUUUGGGAUUUCCCAAAAUCUAUUUGGCGAUUGCUCUUCUCUGAUUAUCCUAAAGUUGUUCUGAUUACUGGUGCAAAUUCUGGUAUCGGAGCAGAACUUGCACUUGCCUAUGCAAGACCAAACACUACUAUUGGACUUAUUGCUCAUCGUUUAAACAAUGUAGCAACAGCCUGCAAAAAAAAAGGUGCAACUAUUCGCGUAAUGUCUUGUGAUAUUACUAAUCUGGAAGAUUUAAAUAGAAACAUCGAUGAGUUUGAUGAAGCUAAUCCGAUUGAACUAUUGAUUGCAAAUGCAGCCCAAAUUGGCAUUACAACUGAUCAAGAAUUAUCCGAUCAAUGGGAAGAUUUAUGGCAUAGGUAUUUUGAGGUGAACGUCGUAGGUACAUUGGCAACAGUUAUGACAACAUAUAAAAAAAUGCGUGACAGGGGAAAAGGUCAAAUUGCAAAUGAUGAUUGCGAAUUUUACAAUGACGAUGUAAUAUGUUUAGAAGGAGAAUGUGUUUUUAAAUGUUCAAGGGACAAAGAUUGUUUUCCAGAAGGCAAAUGUAUAUAUGAAAUAUGCAAUUGGAAUGAUAAAAAAACCCCAAAUUCACAGUCUUUAGAUUCAUGGUUGAAAAUAGAAGCAGAUCCAAUAGCAACAACAAUUACUGCACCUGUAACUGCUACAUCAAUUACAUCCACCGGCAUUACCACAUCAGUUAGUAAAAGUAUGCAUCGUGGAUUAAGACCUUUGAAAUUAUCACAUACAAGAACCAGCAGCAGCAGUAGUUUGGAUGGAAGCCGUCGUCGUAGUGGAUCAAAAAGUAAUAUUAUAGGUGAAACUACUACUGCCACAUCACUAUAA
This is a messenger RNA of Entrophospora sp. SA101, 1106 nucleotides long. Lineage: Eukaryota; Fungi; Glomeromycota; Glomeromycetes; Entrophosporales; Entrophosporaceae. The record is from the annotation of a GenBank genome assembly.